Molecule: messenger RNA, 1008 nt
Organism: Procambarus clarkii (red swamp crayfish)
Lineage: Eukaryota; Metazoa; Arthropoda; Malacostraca; Decapoda; Cambaridae
Source: RefSeq, a predicted model, not a curated record
AUGCGUGUGAGGCCGAAGCUCAAUAUCUCGGUUCUUAUAACACUGACGGUCACCAGAUUUGAUAACAUUGGUGAUCUUAUAGGCAGCGAACGUGUCUCUUAUGUUCAAUCUGAGGAGCAUAAUCUGGGGAUGAACAAAUCCACAAUCCUCAUGUCAACAAAUCCUCAUGUGAACAAAUCCUCAUGUGAAUCUGAGGAUUGUUCAGCUUCUCAGCAGCAGGAGGUGGAGCAGAAAUACGAGCAGCAGCAGGAGGAGGUGGAGCAGAAAUACGAGCAGCAGCGGGAGGAGGUGGAGCAGAAAUACGAGCAGCAGCGGGAGGAGGUGGAGCAGAAAUACGAGCAGCAGCAGGAGAUGGAGCAGAAGUACCAGCAUCAACAGGAGGUGGAGCAGAAGUACCAGCAUCAGCAGGAGGUGGAGCAGAAAUACCAGCAGCAGCAGGAGGUGGAGCAGAAGUACCAGCAGCAGCGGGAGGAGGUGGAGCAGAAAUACGAGCAGCAGCAGGAGAUGGAGCAGAAGUACCAGCAUCAGCAGGAGGUUCAGCAGAAAUACCAGCAGCAGCAGGACGUUCAGCAGAAGUACCAGCAUCAGCAGGAGGUUCAGCAGAAGUACCAGCAGCAGCAGGAGAUCCGGACCAGUUCGGUCAGGUUAAGUGGCAAGGUAUAUGCCUGCAAGUUGGGUCUGAGUCGUACUGACCCAGUCACUGGCCCAGUCACUGACCCAGUCACUGGCCCAGUCACUGACCCAGUCACUGACCCAGUCACUGACCCAGUCACUGGCCCAGUCACUGGCCCAGUCACUGACCCAGUCACUGACCCAGUCACUGACCCAGUCACUGGCCCAGUCACUGACCCAGUCACUGACCCAGUCACUGGCCCAGUCACUGACCCAGUUACUGACCCAGUCACUGGCCCAGUCACUGGCCCAGUCACUGGCCCAGUCACUGGCCCAGUCACUGGCCCAGUCACUGACCCAGUCACUGACCCAGUCACUGGCCCACUUCACUGCUGA